Messenger RNA from Arctia plantaginis, 7203 nucleotides. The record is from the annotation of a GenBank genome assembly. Lineage: Eukaryota; Metazoa; Arthropoda; Insecta; Lepidoptera; Erebidae.
AUGCCAGAUCAUUAUGCUUCAGUCGUGCUUCCGACUGUACAUACUGUGUCAGUGAAAACUGACAAGUAUGUUGAUUUAAGUCAAGAUGAAGAAAUUGAUUCAUCAAGAAUAAAAAGAGAAGGUGUCCCCGAAAAUAGGGACUUGACUGUUCUCCUCGUAAACCAGCAGAGGAAUGACUAUAAUACGAAGAUCGGCCGGUACCACAGUGUGAAACCCCUUAUCGGCCUAUUGACAUCAACGGCGCGAACGUUCAUCCAGGAUGGUGUGACCACUGAAUUUGCUACUCAGAUUCUUGGUACCACGUUGGAUAAUGGACGGAUUUACGCACAACUCCUUACUAAAUCUUCACUUGUUCUUUACAAUAAGCCUACAAAUGUUGAAGACACUGUUGUUGUUAAGCAAACUCGUAUACACUCAGCUUUCGAUGGCGAGUGGAAAGUCAAGCAGGAUUUAGGCUUCAUUGAUGAAAAUGAAAAGUUUAUUCUUAAAAACACUGACUAUCUGGCUCCAAGUAGUAAAAUGGAAAUUGUUUACGCCAGCAAACCAGCUCAGGAUAUACUUAAAUAUUGGGAUAAUCCAUCUGUGCCUGAGGGUCAAUUUGAAAACGUAAUUCUUGAAGAGCCUACAGCUCGUAGGGUACAGCCUAUUAACGAAAUACCUCGGUAUGUUCAAAAUGAAGCCUUCAAUUACCUUGACGGUCCAUAUGUCGAUACUGAGAAAAAAAAAGAGUUAAUAAUAGAGCCAUCAAUUGUAAACGAUGUAAAUACAUUUAAUAGACAAAGCAAAUCUUACGAAUCGGCUAAUGAAUCCGUUAAUUCAGAAUCACGACCUUCCAAUAGUGUCAUAGAUGAAACGAAUAUAGUUAAGGUUAAACCUAAUUACGACUUACCGACGUUCACUAUCAAGAACGAAUUUUCACCCAUAUUUUAUUAUAUAGAUAAUGUUGAGUCAAAACGAGUUCAGACUCCUGUAGAACAGCAGACCAAAACACCUAAAAAGUUGUUUGGUCAAAAGAGCGAACCUAGGCCUAAGAAAACGUUUACUUAUGCAGGUUUUGCUGACUUCACGACAGUUGUAGGUGAUACAGUCAUUAUAUUUACACCUAAUACAGAAACGAAUAAGCUACAAAAUCCAGAUGAAGUUAAUGUAUUUCCUUCAGCAAAACGGGUUGAUAAACUAGCUACUAAAAUAACCUUCCUUGCAUCUGAUAUUCCUGUGCCUACAUCGACAUUUAAAAACCAUGAAACCCCCUCACCUACCACUGUAGCAGUCCCAGAUGGAGAUAAUAGGUCCGAAAAAGCUCUAUUUAAUGACGAAGAAAGUCUCAAAAAUGUGUUGUACGAAGUUAAUAAUAAGGUACCAGAUGCUAUAAGUGUUCAGUAUAAUAACGGUUUCAAUAUUAAUGUAGAUGUUAUCCAGCCUUCUGAAACCCCUGUAUCUACAACAGAAAGCACUCGCACUUCAGAAGAAUUAGGAGUAUUACCUAUUCAGGAUUAUAGUUCACAUGCGACUGAGCCACUAACUUCAUUAUCACCAACAUCUACUGUACAAGAAGUACUUCAGGAAUCAGCAGUUACAGAACAAAAUAUAAUUGAUUUAUUUACAAAUUCUGAAGAGGAAUCUGACAACACAGCGGCGGAAGUAACGGAACGAAUUGAAGAAGAAAAUGAAGAAGAUGUAACUACUGAUGUUCCCAAAGAUGUCAUGACUACUACUGAAAGUGGACACAGUGAAGAGUCUUACGAAGACUUUGAAACCACUACUGAAUCAAAAUUCAUACCAACUGAAUCUCAGGAAGACACUGAUGACGAUAACCAAGAGGGAGUAGUGUGUACUGAGGGCCUUGAAACACAAUCUACAAUGACAACGGCUUAUAAAACUUUGACUUACUUGACAACUUAUUUCAUUCCUUUAGAAAGUACAGAAACUAGUACAUCUAUAAAAUCUGACGUUGUUGUUGAAAGUAAUAUUGGUUAUUUAACAAACGUUGUUUGUAGAACGAAUCUUAACAUUGAACCUACAGCCGUAGUAAAUGUUGAUUUAAAUUAUUCUGUACACACGCAAGUAAAAGCUCACGAAACUGUAACUAAAGCUUCUUCAAGUGAAUCAUCUGUGGAAAGUAAGUUAAUUACGGAAGUACCUCAAACCACACAACCAGAAGAAGUAGAAACUACUACUGCAGAAGAAGAAAAAAAUAAGGCGGGUGAUGCAGAAGAAGAAUCUGAAGCGGUUGCAGAAGAUAAAGAACCUGAAAUUACUUCAACUACCACGACAAGCACUACUGAAAAAAUUGACAUCAAAGAAGGCCAUGUUGAAGUUUCUAUCAGUACUGAACAAGCAACAGUUCCAACAGAAAAACCGACUUCACCUGCUCCUAUAACUGAAGAGGUUGAAGACCAUGAAAAUGAAAUCGACGUCAUUUAUAAAACAUUAUAUACUACUUACACAUACUUCACUACAUUCUUUGGAGAUCAGACCUCAAGUGUGGCUAGUCACAAGUCAGUAUUAACUAAUAUCAUUACGUCAACAAUUGAUCUCUCCAAAUUAGACCCAUCUUUGUUGGGAGCUUUUAAUGAUGACGAAAUUGCACCAACUAGUGUGGGAAUAGGGCGUCCUACUGAAUUAUUGUAUAGAAACAGCAUUAUAGAUCUUGUUAAAAAUAAGGAAGUGAUUGAAUCGGUAGAGGUUGAUAAUAUUUAUAGUUCUCAGACACCCACUCCAUCGUUAGGUGACGACAUUGCGGCAAGCAUUAAGCCGGAUGCCGUGAAGACAUAUUACACAACUUAUACAUUCUUUACUACAAUUUAUGUUGGUACUGAUGCUAAUGUAUGCAGUCGGAAUGAAGUGUAUACUAAUUACGUUGGACCUGAUGAACUGAUACCCACAAAAGCUAAUCCAUUGGCAGUAGCUAAUACAAGGGCUCAAUUUGAUUUUAGAAAUUGUAAACAGGUUAAGAUGGCACGACCUGCUAAUCAAGAGGAAAACACGUCUAUGGAGUCGAGCGUAAGUGUAGAGCAAGAUGUUGUGAAACCUUUUGAAGAUUCUAAGAGUGAUGUUUCUCCGCAACCGACUCCAAUAGAAGUAGACAUGUUAUUCAGUGUUGAAUCCAACCCCUUAGAAUCCGAAAAUUCUUUUGUAACUGACGUAAAAUCCUCGUCCUCUAAAGGAGAAAGAAAGAUACUGGAUAAUAACAACAUUAUAUUGGAUGAUCAGAUUAGCUCAGAAAGUAAUAUUGAAGAAAUUCUUCCAUCACCUACUCUUUUGCUCCAGACAAGUUAUACCACAUUUACAUAUUUUACAACAAUGUACAUUGGAAAAGAUUCUAGUAAAGUCAAAAGUCGCUUAGAGACUAUUACAAAUGUCGUAACAGAAACAAUAAUGCCAAAUAAAGAACCUGAGGAAGAAAGUAACUUACCAAUCACAUAUUAUACAACAUUUACUUAUUGGACUACGCUUUACAAGGAUAAAUCAACUACCAUUACAAGUCGGGAAGAAAUUGUUUCAAAUGUUGUGACUCCAGUUCCUCAGGUUAUUGCUACCAUUAGCCCCAUUGACACAACUCCUAUCGAUGUUGAUAAUGUAUUGCCUCCCAAAGAUUUAGAACUGGAAUUGAAACCUUCCUUAGUCACUGAUAAUGUUGAUCAAGAUGAUGGCCAAGCAACUUUCUAUACGACUUACACAUAUUUUACCACUUUUUACACAGGAAAUACAUCUCAGAUUAGAAGUAGUUUGCAGACUGUAACAAGCGUAGCAAGUAUAGCUGAUGAUUCAAAACUUGUCGAAGAUAACCAACUAGGUAGGAAAGUUCCAGUCGGACCGGCAGAUCAGAACCUUAUCCAAGAUGGCAAAGAAAAACCAUAUAUUUCUAUAACCACAGUAAAAGAGGAAAUAAUUCCAACUCAAUUGCCUGAUCCCAUUUCUGGGCCAUCCACUGUUCUUUUAGGUACUUACAUUGAUAACUUAUUUGCCGAAGUAAAACCAGAAGAAAAACCCAUAACCCCCGCUCCUGAGAGCGAGAAAAAGAUAAUUUUCUCUCAAGUAGCUGUUAUAUCUGGUGACUCAACAAUAGUUACAAGUGAUAAUAAAACACUAGCUGCUGAUACUACUAGCACUAGUUCAAAACCCAUAACUACUACUGAAGGUUCUAUUAUUAGCCCUACACCUCAAGUAAUUGAAAGUUCAGUUGGAGAACCUGAAAUCACAACUGAAGGUGCACAUGAGUCAGAAGAAGAGGAAGAAGAUAAUUUAAAUACUAGGAAGAAAUCCCGAUUAACAUUUACACCGAAAAAACCAUCGACUACGCCUGUGAUUAUUCCGUUUGCUUCUCGUAACAGGCCGACUUUUAUUCCAAAACGUGUGCCAUUGGCAAGUGGAGCAACUACUAUCACUCGUGCUGAUUUUACACCCCCUGUUAUAACUGCUACACCUAGUUUGAAGUCUGUAAAAUCUUCGGGUUACAGCGGUAAUAGAAAAGUGUCAGUUUUCUCUGGUUCUUCGAGUGCUGGUAAACGAUUCCCUGGGCGAAGUAGUGUAGGAAAUCCAAGCGGUAAUAUUCCAUCAGCGUCAAGAUCUGGAGGGUUUGGUCAAAGGGCUAGUAUUCAACCUACAUCUAGAAGGUCAGGUUUCAGAUCAGGCUCUGUAAGGGGUAGCAGCUUAGACUAUAUCAGUAGAUCCGCUGUGCCAAGGAUUAGGCCUACUGCUUCCAGCAGGUUUCCUCCGGCUCGAAAUAUAAGACCAUCUGCCUCCAUAACAUUUUCACCUCAAGAUCAGAACGAUGAAACAUUAGCUACUCAGCAAGAAGAAAGUGUCACUGAAGCGCUUGAAGAGGUUACCGAGUCGCCAGUCAGAAGUACUAAUAAUCCACUCUUAAGGUUUAGACGGCCACCAAUUGCUAGACAACCAGGAACUGCAAUUACUCCUAGGUCAACUACAUCUUCAUCACGACGUGGUGCAGUUACUCCCAGAGGUAGAUUCACAACUACAACUAAACGUUCUACUACAAGAUCUACUCCAAAUCCACUUCUAUCAUUACGUAGGCAGAGACCUAAUGCAUUGUUUCCUAGAAGAAACUUGUUCAGACAACCUGAACCAGAAGUUGAAGAAGAAAUUAAAGAAGAGGAACAGAAGGUCGAAGAAAGUGAAGAGUUAUUAGAUGAAGAGGAAUUUGAUGAAGACAAUGACUAUGAUUCGUCUGAUCGAAAAGAAAGACAAGUACCUACACCGUCCACUACGACUUCUAAGAAAAAUAUAGUGCAAAUAAGACCUUUUACGUUUAGAAGGCGUACCAAACGUCAAGUUGAUUACGGCAAUAGAAAAUUUUCCAACUUUAGAAGACCGGGAACGAAAACUACUACUCGCAGACCCGAACCAGAAACUGAGCCACCAACUACUGUAAAACAGAGAUCUAGUCGCUACAAUAACCGUGCAAAUUCAAGAAGUACCACAGUGUCAUCACCUAAAUCAGCUGCGAGACAACCUUUUAUUGUCCGUGGAGAAACGAGGACUACUACGACUACAAGUGCCCCAGCCUACAGAAGAGGAAAAGCUCCGAGGCCAUCGUCAAGAACUACCACAACCGCAUCUCGACCAAAACCUCCGAGACUUAACAAAAGCUCGUCUGGUCUAGGCACUAGGUCAAGUACAUCCCGUAGCUCUAACUCAGCAAGGUCGUCACGACCUCGCACUACUACAAGUAGGGCAUCUAGCAGACAAAGAAACUCUUUUGAAAACGUAAGUGGAGAACGUUACAACUACAAAAAUAUUUUAGAUGAUGGUAAGAUUACUAUAACACAUCAGAUACCAACUGAAAUAACAGUACCAAUAGUAAAUGGCAAAAUUACUGAGUACAAAAACUUAUUAUCUGCAACACCUAGCUUAGAAACGCUAUUAGACAAUCAAGUUUUGACUACUUUCGGGCCUUUCGGUAAUCAACAGUUAGUUCUGGCUGCAGAAUCCACAGAACUAGCUGACAACGGAGCUACUAAAAUUAUUAAAUAUCUCCUUCACGAGACUCCAACUACUACCGUGAUAUUUACCCCUACUACCAUCCGAGGUCGCAAAACAUCUUUCUCCCAUAUUUUACCCAGCACUAUUUAUAAUGUAGAACCUGUUACUCAAACUAUUGCACCCGAGAUUAACGCUAACGUUCCACUCGCCAACUUACUGCUUUCUCAAUUAUUGCUGGGAGGACAGCAGCCGGGUAUCAACCCACUUCUUGCUUUACAAGGACAGGGCUUGCUUCCACAGCAACCAGUAGUGCAAACGCCAGUCACAGAAUUCAAAACUCGAACAACUACUUAUGUGACCACUGUUGUAGAUGCCAGGGAAACAGUGUUACCUAUAACGUUUAGGGGCAAAGCAAUUUUGACUACAAUUGUUGAUCCAACAACUAACGUAAUUACUGCGACAGAAUUUGUCACUGAUACAGUUGUGACUACGCCCACUGCUUUAGCACCUGCACCUCAACUGAACUCGUUACUGCUUCCUCUUCUUUUGCAACAACAGCAGCAGCAACAACAAGUUUCGUUGUCGACUCCUAAUCCUUUGUUAGGCUUAGGUUUAGGUCAAGACUUAACUGGUUUAGGUGGUCUUAACAAUUUUAACAAUCUCGGUUUGACUCCCAAUCUUAAUCAGCAACAUAAUUUAAACAACGAUAUCUUUAGUAAUAGCCCCAAACCUAAUAUUCUGCCGGACUUAAGCAGUAACGAAGACUUUUCUGAUGAUGUUCAGUAUCCCGAAGAAGAUGCUCCACCACCUCCACCUCCUUCUCGUAAAAAUAAAAAACGUCCAAAACCCGUACCUGCAGCUCCUCCUAAACAGACCAGUGUAGUGACAUUAUACGUAUCAGGAAGACACCCUGGCGAGUUCAGUACAGUGUUGUCGACAGUGGUGUCAGAUGAUACACAAACGGUCAGAAAGCGUGAAGCUAUAUAUUAUGACAAUGUUCAAGUUUUGCCAUCUAUGCUGCCUACAGUUAGAGAGCUUAGCGGGUCCUUUACCGAUAACAGUGCAGUUUUGGAAACUGAAAAUUAUUUGAACAAUGGUUCUCUUGAAAACCAAGUUGAAACACAAAGUUUAGAAAGUAUAGUGGGAGAAGUAAGUAGGCAUAUUAGGUAUGAUGCAUCACCGACUUACGUCGUGAAGGCAGCAAGCCCAUCUGCCAUUCGAGACUUGAGGCAAAGUUUAAUUGAUGACGUUUCGUGA